Arachis duranensis is the source of this 1266-nucleotide messenger RNA. Its product is annotated as protein UNIFOLIATA. The transcript has 3 exons. Lineage: Eukaryota; Viridiplantae; Streptophyta; Magnoliopsida; Fabales; Fabaceae. The record is from RefSeq and is a predicted model, not a curated record. Gene Ontology annotation, biological process: regulation of DNA-templated transcription. Bases 1 to 1266 code for a protein of 421 amino acids. Gene Ontology annotation, molecular function: DNA binding.
AUGGACCCUGCUGACGCAUUCACAACAAGCCUCUUCAAGUGGGACCCACGCACGGUCCUUCCUCCUCCUCCUUCCUCUGCCACUCGUCCGCCGCCUCAGAUCCUUGACUACACGGUUGCUCCCCCUGCUGUCUCCCCUUCUUCGGUGUCCUUCCCGCCACCCAAGAGACUCGACCUAGGAGGCCUCGAAGAGCUUUUACAAGCCUACGGUAUACGCUAUUACACGGCGGCAAAGAUGGCAGAGCUAGGGUUCACGGUGAGGACUCUUAUUGACAUGAAAGACGAUGAGAUCGACGAUAUGAUGAAUAGCCUCUCUCAGAUCUUCCGAUGGGACCUUCUCGUCGGUGAGAGGUAUGGUGUUAAGGCUGCCGUUAGAGCUGAGCGGCGUCGUCUCGAGGAGGAGGAGCUUAUCAAACGCCGUAACUUCCUCUGCACCACUGAUACCACCACCAACGCCCUUGACGCUCUUUCUCAAGAAGGUUUAUCAGAGGAACCAGUGGUGCAACAAGAGAAAGAGGCUGCUGGAAGCGGGGGAGGGAGUACGUGGGAGGUGGUAGGCGGCGGAGAAGAGAGGAGGAAGCAGGUGCAGCAAGAAAGGAGGAGGAGAAGAAGCAACAAGAUAAAUAACAAGGGAAUUAAUAGAAGCAACAACGAGGAUGGUGAAGAGGAAGAGUUAGAAGGAGAAGAGAACGACAUGAUUGAAGGGAGCAACGGCGGCAACGGCGGAGAAAGGCAAAGAGAGCACCCCUUCAUAGUGACGGAGCCUGGGGAAGUGGCACGUGGCAAGAAGAAUGGAUUAGACUACCUUUUUCAUCUCUAUGAACAAUGCCGUGAGUUCUUGAUCCAAGUUCAAGCCAUUGCUAAGGACCGUGGUGAAAAAUGCCCCACCAAGGUAACAAAUCAAGUAUUCAGGUAUGCAAAGAAAGCAGGUGCAAGCUACAUUAACAAGCCAAAGAUGAGGCACUACGUCCAUUGCUAUGCCCUACACUGCCUCGACGAGGACGCGUCUAACGAGCUCCGACGAACCUUCAAGGAGAGGGGCGAGAACGUGGGCGCCUGGAGGCAAGCGUGCUACAAGCCUCUAGUUGCGAUAGCUGCUCGUCAGGGUUGGGACAUUGAUGCCAUCUUCAAUGCUCAUCCUCGCCUUUCCAUUUGGUAUGUUCCUACUAAGCUCCGCCAACUUUGUCAUGCUGAGAGUAACAACGUGGUCGCCACCGUAGCAGUCUCUACCUCUGUUUCGCCAGCAGUUGCCCAACUUCCUUUUUAA